Serinus canaria (Common canary) is the source of this 1971-nucleotide messenger RNA. RefSeq names its product dehydrogenase/reductase 3 (gene DHRS3). The transcript has 6 exons. NCBI's taxonomy places the organism in Eukaryota, Metazoa, Chordata, Aves, Passeriformes, Fringillidae. Gene Ontology annotation, molecular function: oxidoreductase activity, acting on the CH-OH group of donors, NAD or NADP as acceptor. The record is from RefSeq and is a predicted model, not a curated record. Gene Ontology annotation, cellular component: lipid droplet. Bases 1 to 987 code for a protein of 328 amino acids.
AUGAAGGCUAUUGCUUUUCUUUCUCUGUCACCUUGGUUCUGUGGCGGUUUGGAAGAGAACUUUGCCUGGCAGAAGAGGAUGAUGUGGAAGUGGCUGGGCGCCCUGCUGCUGUUCCCGGUGCAGAUGGUGUAUCUGGUGGUGAAAGCCGCCGUGUGCCUGCUGCUGCCGCCCAAGCUGCGAGACCUGUCCCGGGAGAACGUGCUGGUGACCGGCGGGGGCCGCGGCAUCGGCCGGCACCUGGCCCGGGAGUUCGCCAGGAGAGGAGCCCGCAAGAUCAUCCUGUGGGGUCGGACUGAGAAAUGCCUGAAGGAGACGACGGAGGAGAUCAGGAUGAUGGGGACAGAGUGCCACUACUUCAUCUGUGACGUGGGCAAUCGUGAGGAGGUCUAUCAGCAAGCCAAGGCCGUCAGGGAAAAGGUGGGUGACAUCACCAUCCUGGUGAACAAUGCUGCUGUGGUGCAUGGGAAGAGCCUGAUGGACAGCGACGACGAUGCCCUGCUCAAAUCCCAGCACAUAAACACCCUGGGACAGUUCUGGACCACCAAAGCAUUCCUGCCAAGGAUGCUGGAGCUCCAGAAUGGGCACAUUGUUUGCCUGAACUCUGUCCUGGCCUUGUCAGCCAUCCCUGGUGCCAUUGACUAUUGCACCUCCAAAGCCUCAUCCUUUGCUUUCAUGGAGAGCCUGACCCUGGGGCUGCUGGACUGUCCUGGAGUGAAUGCCACCACAGUCCUGCCCUUCCACACCAGCACAGAGAUGUUCCAGGGCAUGAGAAUCAGGUUCCCUAGUCUUUUUCCUCCUCUCAAGCCAGAGACAGUGGCCAGGAGGACAGUAGAAGCUGUUCAGAUGAACCAAGCCUUCCUGCUCCUUCCAUGGACAAUGCAUGUCCUUGUUAUCCUAAAAAGCAUUCUCCCCCAGGCAGCGCUUGAAGAGAUCCACAAGUUUUCUGGGAGCUACACCUGCAUGAACACCUUCAAAGGACGAACAUAGGCUGGCACCAGGACUGCUCUGCAGUGAGCCAGCACAAGCCUGAAAAUCCUCCAGGACUGGGAAUCAGCAGCUCUUGGCUUUCAGCCUGUUCAUGUGACUUGUGCUGCUCUGAGGCAACACAUUUCUUGCAGGUCAUAUCCAUAGUAACAUGACCUUUGCACAGGAUUGAGUGAGUGGACUAUGGACCCUUGGAAAGAAAAACAGAAAGUGUGAAAUGCUCCUAUGAUGUUUAAUUCUUUAGAGUUCAAUUGUUAAAUCUACUCAUAGUUUUGAGAUGUGAUUUUUGUUGCUGAAGUGUCUGUGGGCUGUCUCAGUGAGAGGCAGCACAUCCCAUCCCAAACACACUUUGUGCCCUCCCUCCAGGGGAGCUGCCACUGGUUUCACUUCAGCUUUUUCAAUGGGGAACUUCAGAAUUACUUGGAAGAACUAAAAGAUAUGGACAUUUCAUGGAGGCUUCCUUCUCUUUCUUCACUUCCCAUCCCAUGCUGAAGCUGUUCCCAGCACACACUGGGGAAGGAGCAAACCAUGAAGCAAAGUUUGCUUUGCCAAAGGCCACCCAGGACUUCUCCUUCUGGGCCCAACAAAGCUGCUGUACUUCCCCUGUGAGGCUGGACAGGAAGGCUCAGGCAGCAGAGCCGAGAGUUUAAAUAGUGGAAAAUUCUUUCUGUCACUGAACUCAUAUGUGAAAUUGUCAUUUUGAUUUUUUUUGUUAAUUUCUGAUAAAAUAUAUUUUUAGUGUUAAUCCCAGAUUGCCACACAUGUAGGCAGCAGCACAUUGGGGAUGAACUAAAUCUAGAAACUAAAACUAGAGCCUGCUUGUACAAACAUACAUUCACUGACAUAAUCCAUGCAGAGGAAAAUCCCUUAUAUCAGUCUGCACAGUGAAGUGGAAUAAUGCUGUAAGAGACAGUGCUGUUGUGCUCAUGAGAUGUGAAAUUUGGGAGCACAUUUAGCAAAGACCUGAUUAAAUGCAUUUUGAAUUCA